Molecule: messenger RNA, 3221 nt
Organism: Chiloscyllium plagiosum (whitespotted bambooshark)
Lineage: Eukaryota; Metazoa; Chordata; Chondrichthyes; Orectolobiformes; Hemiscylliidae
Source: RefSeq, a predicted model, not a curated record
UUUCAGUUGCCUCCAGUGGUUUGGUGCGUGCUACAAAACCUAAGAAUGAAGAAAAUAUUUUAUCAAGGGUGAGGACUUAAACAGCAAACUGCAGGAUUUCCUCACUUUCUACACAUACGGACCUUUAUCUCGGAGUGGCAAAAGAGUUGCCCGAAAAUUGGGAAACGCAAUCAGGAGGACAGAGAGAAACCAAAUCAGGAAAUAUGAGAAGAUAAUUGCAAAAUGGCUGUCAGAUUUCAGGAUCCGUUUGUAGAAAUGGAAGAAACUCUGAUAUGGGAGCAGCACACAGUGGUGAUAAAUCGGGAUUCAAAGAUUGGAUUUGGUAUUGCAAUAUCUGGAGGAAUAGAUAAACCCAACAGUACCACUGGAGAAACUGCCAUUCUUGUUUCAGAUGUUGUUCGAUUCGGACCAGCUGAAGGGAAGAUUAUGAUAAAGGACAGGAUUGUUAUGGUGAAUGGUGUUUCUAUGGACAAUGUGACCUCCUCUUUCGCCAUCCAGAAUCUAAAGCGUUCUGGAAAAUCUGUGAACAUAACAGUGAAGAGACCCCAUAAAGUACAGAUUCCUGUGACUAACACAGCACCAGCAGCCAGCUAUUAUUCUAGUCGAUCAGACUAUGCUCACGAUGAUGCCUCUGAUGAGGAUGAGGACUAUGAUCCAGCUGACAGGAGACUGAGAAGGAUUCAAAACCAAAAUCUAUACCACGGUGACUCCCAUCAUAAUAAUAACCAUGACCAGGAUUCUAGCAGAAACAACAGCUAUGAUCGAAGUCCAAGUCCCUCAAGGAGCUAUGAUCGAAGUCGGAGUCCCUCAAGGAGUUACAAUCGAAGUCCCAGCCCCUCAAGGAGUCAUAAUUAUCAGCAAAACCACCGGGACCACGAUGCUAGAAGGGCUGGACGAGAACACAACCCAAAUGGAAGUUACUAUGAUGAGUCUGAUGAUGAUGAUAUUCAUUAUGACCAGGUGAAGAAACCCAUCAAGAGCUACCUUAUUAAAAAUAGUGCUAAUGAAGAAUAUGGCUUGAGGUUGGGCAGUCAAAUUUUCAUUAAACAUAUGUCAUCGGAUGGCCUUGCUUCAAAGGAAGGAGUCUUAAAGGAGGGAGACAUUAUACUAAAGAUUAAUGGUGUAGUAACUGAGAAUAUAUCAUUGGAAGAUACAAGGACACUAAUUGAGAAGUCAGAGGGGGAGCUGAGGUUGGUGGUCCUACGAGAUAAUGAACAGUUUCUGAUCAAUGUUCCUGAACUGAUGGACAGUGAGGAAAACAGCUUGGAAGAAUAUUCAGACAUUGAGCCUGAACGUACAGAUUCACCAAUUGAGAAUUGGCCAAAGCAUACUGUGGGGGAUCCUCGCAAUACAAUGAAGAGCAAUGGAAGCUUGAAGCCAAACACAAAACCAGUGUCAGAGUUAGAGGUCAGACCUACAGCCUCCAAACCCCCUCAUGAUGCAGUUGUUGAGGAGCGAACAUAUGCUGCUCCUAUAAAGACUUCAAACACAAGGCCACAGGAUGAAUAUAAUGUUGGCUACAGUCCAGACAUGAAAGUGGCAAGGUUUGUCAAGGAUGCCAGUGUUGGCCUGCAGUUAGCUGGAGGCAAUGAUGUUGGAAUAUUCGUAUCUCGAGUUCUCGAUGAAAGCCCUGCAGCCAGACAGGGAAUCCAAAAAGGAGACCAGAUUCUGCAGGUGAACAAUGUCAACUUCCAAAAUCUCACCCGUGAAGAAGCAGUGCUGCUCAUGUUAGAUAUCCCCAAAGGAGAGCUGGUGGAAAUUAAAGCUCAGAGGAAGGAAGGCAUUUAUCAAAAGAUGAUCAACUCAAAUGUCGGAGACUCCUUCUAUGUACGAACGCACUUUGACCAUGAGGUAGAAGGAAUACAGGAACUAAGCUUCAGGAGAGGUGAGGUUUUCCGAGUUGUCGACACCAUGCACAAAGGAAAGUUAGGAGCAUGGUAUGCCGUGAGAAUUGGCCGAGACUUCAAGGAACAGGACAAAGGCACCAUCCCCAGCAAGAACAGGGCUGAACAAAUUGCCAAAGCUGAAAUUACUCAGAAAGCUUCAUCCAGUUCAUCAAGUGGAGCACGGGCAGAAUUCUGGAAAAUGCGUGGCCUGAGAGGUGCAAAGAAAAACAUAAGGAAGAGCAGAGAUGACCUUUCCGCCUUGACUAUUCAGGGCAAAUAUCCCCCCUAUGAAAGGGUCAUUCUGAGAGAAGCCCCUUAUAAAAGGCCUGUUGUGAUUCUUGGACCAAUUUCUGACAUUGCUACUCAGAGACUGGCCAGCGAUCUGCCUGACCAGUUCGAACUUGCCCAAAUGGUACAGAGGAAUUCUGAAGAAGUAGGAUCAUCCUCUGUCAUCAAACUUGAAACUGUACGGCUAAUUGCUCAAAAGAACAAACAUGGCCUGCUGGAUAUCACGCCUUCCGCCAUAGAGCGACUAAAUUACGUCAAGUGGUACCCGAUUGUGGUAUUCUUUAAUCCAGAGAACAAACAGGAAGUGAAAGCCAUGAGGCAGCACCUCUACCCUCAGUCAAGGAAAAGCUCCAAGAGUCUCUACAAUCAAGCUGUAAAGCUGAGGAAAUACUGGUCUCACCUCUUUACAGGUACAAUAAAUCUGAAUUCUGGUUCUAGUGCCUGGUAUGAAGCUUUGAAAGCAACAAUUAAGGAGCAGCAGACUCAGGCUGUGUGGUUUCCUGAAGAAAAAUCUGACGAAACAGAGACUGAAAACCUGGAACUGCUGAACCGAUCGACCAGCAUGAGUAUGGAUUAUCUGAGCUGUGAUGAGAGCAGAGCAAACAGCGAUUACGAGGACACAGACGCAGAAGGUGGAGCUUACACAGAUAAUGAAUUGGAUGACACACUCGAUGAGCCUGCAAUCAUUAGAUCUUCUGAACCAAUCAGGAAUGAACCAUCCCAAAUCUCCAAUGAAGCAACCCAUGAAGCACCAAAGACCCACUCACAGAUCCAGCCUCAGGGUCAGUACAGGGAUCCUCACUUCACAAGGUUGGAUAGACAGGAUCUCAAUGCAAUCACGUCCAGGCGAGAGCUAAUCUACAGUUCGGAUGAAGAUGAUGAUGAUGAUGAAUGGAAUGGUCCAGCCACUGAGUUAUAAACCAAGCCCCAUCAAACAACUCAUCUUGCAAUGGAACAGUGUUUAAACAAUCAGAGGACAGUUCUACUGCUCUAAGCAGUAACCAAAUUUGUUUUUAACUCUUUCAUAAAUGAUUUAUUUUAAACAAA